Molecule: messenger RNA, 923 nt
Organism: Erigeron canadensis
Lineage: Eukaryota; Viridiplantae; Streptophyta; Magnoliopsida; Asterales; Asteraceae
Product: vacuolar protein sorting-associated protein 32 homolog 2-like
Exons: 8
Coding region: 120-776 (218 amino acids)
Biological process (GO): late endosome to vacuole transport via multivesicular body sorting pathway; vesicle budding from membrane
Cellular component (GO): cytoplasmic side of plasma membrane; multivesicular body; ESCRT III complex
Source: RefSeq, a predicted model, not a curated record
AAUUAUAUAUGAUACAUAUAAAUCCAACAGAAAGAAAAAAAAAAGACAUGAAAACCGAUAGUAUAGCUUUUUGAUCACCAGGGGACAAGUAGUAUAGGAUUUGAAGAACAAAUUUGAGAAUGUUUGGUAAAUUGUUUGGCAAAAACAAACCCUCGAGAAAAGAAGCACAUACACUUGCAACUAUAGAAAAGUUAAACGAGACACUUGUGGAGCUAGAGAAGAAAGAGAAUGCACUUUUAAAGAAAGUUGCUCUAGAGCUUCAGAAAGCAAAGGAUUAUGUUAAAGCAAAUAACAAAAGAGCGGCAAAAAGAUGUCUAACACGAAAGAAAGCUUAUGAAAAUCAAUUAGAACAGCUUGGAAAUUUUCAGUUGCGGAUUCAUGAUCAGAUGAUAAUGAUAGAGGGUUCUAAAGCUACCACUGAUACGGUGGUUGCUUUAAGAACAGGAGCUCAAGCAAUGAAGGCAAUGCAGAAGGAAGUGAAAAUUGUUGAUGUUGACAAAACAAUGGACGAAAUCAAUGAGCAAACCGAGAGCAUGAAACAAAUCCAGGAAGCAUUGGCAACACCUCUUGGUACAGCCGCUGACUUUGAUGAGGAUGAAUUGGAGGCUGAACUUGAAGAAUUACAAGGACUGGAGCUGGAGGAUAAACUUCUCCAGCCUGCCACUAAGGCCCAUGAAAGUGCAUUUCAUGCACCAGCUGGCAAACAGCCAGCACGUCGACAGACCUCACCUGACGAAGAUGAAAUUGCUGCAUUGCAGGCAGAACUGGCAAUAUAAACAGUUUCGACUUCCAGUUGGAUAACGUUCAAGCUCGUGAAGUACGUACAGAUUACUGUCAAACAGACUUGUUACAUAUUCUUCUUUUCUGUUUCUACAUAUAAUAAUUUGUUGGCGUGGUAUGUUGAACAUUAAUUAUGAGUUGCU